AUGCUCAAGACAUCUUACGAGGUUCUCAAACACGAGAAAACCCGUAAACUGUUUGAUGAUUCCCUUGUUAUUAGAAUCCACCAGAACGUUGUUCGUGACUACGAAAUAGAGAGAUUCUCAAGGAGGUUUAAGGAUGAAGUAGCGAGGAUCAGUGCACAAGAAGCAAAGAAGAGACGUGCAAACCAAGCAAAGAAGAUUGUUGUACCUCUUCAGCGAGCCGAACAAACCGAUUUUAUACCGAAGAGCAACUUAGAUGAUCAAGCUUUUGAAGAUCAGGUUAUGCAAAGAGUGCUAAAGGCGGCUAAGAAACAGAAAAUAAUGAUGGAGAUCUAG
This is a messenger RNA of Arabis nemorensis, 333 nucleotides long. Lineage: Eukaryota; Viridiplantae; Streptophyta; Magnoliopsida; Brassicales; Brassicaceae. The record is from the annotation of a GenBank genome assembly.